Molecule: messenger RNA, 8600 nt
Organism: Diceros bicornis minor
Lineage: Eukaryota; Metazoa; Chordata; Mammalia; Perissodactyla; Rhinocerotidae
Gene: PRKAA2
Product: protein kinase AMP-activated catalytic subunit alpha 2
Exons: 9
Coding region: 50-1708 (552 amino acids)
Biological process (GO): protein phosphorylation; intracellular signal transduction
Cellular component (GO): cytoplasm
Molecular function (GO): AMP-activated protein kinase activity; ATP binding
Source: RefSeq, a predicted model, not a curated record
GGGGGAGCAGGCGGAGGAGCGGGCGGCGGCGAGGCCGCGCACGCCGAAGAUGGCUGAGAAGCAGAAGCACGACGGGCGGGUGAAGAUCGGCCACUACGUGCUGGGGGACACGCUGGGCGUCGGCACCUUCGGCAAAGUGAAGAUUGGAGAACAUCAAUUGACAGGCCAUAAAGUGGCAGUUAAAAUCUUAAAUAGACAGAAGAUUCGCAGUUUAGAUGUUGUUGGAAAAAUAAAACGAGAAAUUCAAAAUCUAAAACUCUUUCGUCAUCCUCAUAUUAUCAAACUAUACCAGGUGAUCAGCACUCCAACAGAUUUUUUUAUGGUAAUGGAGUAUGUGUCUGGUGGUGAAUUAUUUGACUACAUCUGUAAACAUGGACGGGUUGAAGAGAUGGAAGCCAGGAGGCUCUUUCAGCAGAUUCUGUCUGCUGUGGAUUACUGUCACAGGCAUAUGGUUGUUCAUCGAGACUUGAAACCAGAGAACGUGCUAUUGGAUGCACAGAUGAAUGCCAAGAUAGCUGAUUUUGGAUUAUCUAAUAUGAUGUCAGAUGGUGAAUUUCUGCGAACUAGUUGUGGAUCUCCAAAUUAUGCAGCGCCUGAAGUCAUCUCAGGCAGAUUGUAUGCAGGUCCGGAAGUUGAUAUCUGGAGCUGUGGUGUGAUUUUGUAUGCUCUUCUCUGUGGCACCCUCCCAUUUGAUGAUGAACAUGUACCCACGUUAUUUAAGAAGAUCCGAGGGGGUGUUUUUUAUAUCCCAGAAUAUCUCAAUCGUUCUGUUGCCACUCUCCUGAUGCAUAUGCUGCAGGUUGACCCCCUGAAACGAGCAACUAUCAAGGACAUAAGAGAGCAUGAAUGGUUUAAACAAGAUUUGCCCAGUUACUUAUUUCCUGAGGACCCCUCCUAUGAUGCUAACGUCAUUGAUGAUGAGGCUGUGAAAGAAGUAUGUGAAAAAUUUGAGUGUACAGAAUCAGAAGUAAUGAACAGUUUAUAUAGUGGUGACCCUCAAGACCAGCUUGCAGUGGCUUAUCAUCUUAUCAUUGACAAUCGGAGAAUAAUGAACCAAGCCAGUGAGUUCUACCUCGCCUCUAGUCCCCCAACUGGUUCUUUUAUGGAUGAUAGUACCAUGCAUAUUCCCCCAGGCCUGAAACCUCAUCCAGAAAGGAUGCCACCUCUUAUAGCAGACAGUCCUAAAGCAAGAUGUCCAUUGGAUGCACUGAAUACUACUAAACCCAAACCUUUAGCUGUGAAAAAAGCCAAGUGGCAUCUUGGAAUCCGAAGUCAAAGCAAACCAUAUGACAUUAUGGCUGAAGUUUACCGAGCUAUGAAGCAGCUGGAUUUUGAAUGGAAGGUAGUGAAUACAUACCAUCUUCGUGUAAGAAGAAAAAAUCCAGUGACUGGCAACUAUGUGAAAAUGAGCUUACAACUUUACCUGGUUGACAAUAGAAGCUAUCUUUUGGACUUUAAAAGCAUUGAUGAUGAGGUGGUGGAGCAGAGGUCUGGUUCCUCAACCCCUCAGCGUUCCUCUUCUGCUGCUGGCUUACACAGACCAAGAUCAAGUUUAGAUUCUGUAACUGCAGAGAGCCAUUCACUGUCUGGCUCUCUUACUGGCUCCUUGACCGGAAGCACAUUGUCCUCAGUUCCACCUCGCCUGGGCAGUCACACCAUGGAUUUUUUUGAAAUGUGUGCCAGUCUGAUCACUACUCUAGCUCGUUGAUGAUCUUUCUCUAGUUUCUAUCUUUCUGUUAUUGCACUGUGAAAAUCAGAUAUAUUCUUUAAAUUAUUAUUUUCCUUAUGGAUAUCACAUACUCUGCAAUACUGAUUGAGAGACAUGAAUAUCUCCAGGGGACACUCAAUGCCAUUGAAAUUACUGAAAGCAGAAAAGUCUGACAUUUUAUUUACCUGUAGAAAUCUGUAAUUCUAUUUUGCCUAUGAUAAAUUCAAAUAAGCAGUAUCUUUAAUAGCUGAACAUCAGUGAAGAUGAUUGUUCAUUUAAAAUUGUGAGUUCACUACAGAUGAUUAAUACACCCUCACUGGUGAACCAUCUCAGUCAGAGGGUGUUUGGCAGUACCUCCUUGCUUGACUGUUUAGUGUAGGUAAUCCAGUUUACUUCCUAAAUUUCAGCAGGCUUUAAGCUGUGUUUAUGCACCUAGUUCUCUUGCACAAGAAGAUUAAAAAAUGAAACAACCAUUAGUAAGGUAGUAUUAAAUGUUGAAAUCUUAAAAGCCUGCCCCCCCAAAUUUCAGAAGCCAAGUUCUUCUAGCUGUUUUUGCAGAUACUGCCCAUUGUUCCACAGGAGGGCUGUGGUCCUGAAACAGGUAACUGUGAUUUCCAGGUUCCUUAGAAACAGCUGUAACCAGCUAGAGGUUUUAUCUUGAGAUUUCCCUGAAUAAUAUAUUUAUCUUAAGAGCCCUCAAGGUUCUUCUCAGUAUUGGGACAUCUGGAAUUGCAACAACUUUUGUCUUUUUCAUAAACUUUUAUUGUUUUGAAACAUGCCUUCCAAACCUACCUUUCUCAGAUUCUUUUUGGCUCUAUUUAUUUUUGUACUUCAUCAAGCAUGAUAAAAUAGACAGUUAAAUGAAACAAAGCAAAAUAUCAACAGUCCCUUAAAAGAGAACUCUUAUCUUGGAUCUCUUAUUGUGUGUGGUGGGGGGGGGGGGAGGAGAGAGAGAGAGUGUGUGUGUGUGAGAUGUUGCAUCCCACAAUGCUAAUUCUUCAUCUGAAGUUUGUUAUUGUAGCCACCCACUCCCUCACCUUCCCUAGUCACCAUUGUCUUUGUUUAUUGUUUGAUCCUUAGUGGCUAACUGACUUAGCUUUUAAAUCUUUUCUGGUUCCAUUUCUUUGUUCUAGAUCUUGGUUGCUAGCCAUCCAAUUUGAAAACACUGUUCUGGCCCUAAGGGCUUUUGUGUACUUCCAAAGCUUGAUAGGCUGUGACCUUCACUGUUGAACCUGUUAGGGCAGGGAAGCCUUAAACAUUUAAAAAAUUCUCUCUCGAAUAAAUAUAUGUGUUGUUUACAUAUAUACACGUAUGUAUUCACACACCAGUGCUUUUAAAAAAGGAAAACCAAACAGUUUUUUUAUUUGUUGUGCUUUAUGCAGGUUUCUUUUUAAUAUUAAAAAAAAAAACACCUAUAUACAGCAGGGUAGAUAAUAGCUCACUGAUUAUAUUUCGUUUUAGUAAAAGUAAUUUUUAAAUUAAGUGUAAUUUAUCUAAUUUGUAUUUAUCUAUUCAUUUGUUUUGUUUAAUAUGUUGUAAUGAACCAUCCGAUUCACCUGACUUACCCUAGAAAAGAUUAAGCUCUUCAGAACGAAAAGUGACUAUGCCUCAACAGGUUUCUGUUUGCCAAAAAUAAUGUGUUUUCUACCAAGAAGCAACUGAGAAUGUUAGACCCAGUUUCUUCUGUGUUUAUGGAAGACAGGCGUGUCUAUCUUUAAAUAGUUUUGAGUCAGGAGUUUGCAGUGUGUCACAUCAUAUUGUUUUGUAGAACUUUUGAAAAAUGGUGUUAAAUAACUUUUUAAGUCUGACUCUGUAAUGUCGAAAGGAAUCCUUAUUGGCCAAUUUGGGAAAGAGGGUGGGGUUGCUGUUAAGAUGUUUUAAGUUUAAACCUUUGAAAGAUUGCCAUCUAGUGGCACCAGAAGGUACUUUUUUGUGAUUAUUUUUAUAGGAUAAGCAGUCCUGCUGUGUUAGUCUGAUGUGCAUUAUAGAUAUGGCAUAAUUUUGGCUUUUCCAAAUGUGUAAAUACCUCUUUUGGAAAAAACAGGGCCACAUCAUAAUAUUUGCCUGAGUAUGAAUGGUAUGACCUUAGAAAUAAGGAACUUAUCUGAUUCCUUGUCCCCUAGCAAUUUUGAAGGCGGAGAAAUAGCAGGAAGGAAUCCAGUGGCAUUUUAGCUUCAUUAGUCUAAUAAAUCAGAUAUUAGAAACUUAUUCAUAUCAAAAUUACUCUAUAUGAAUGAUUAUCAUGUUUUUCGAGAGUUAAAAAGAUUAUUUACUAUUUUCUCAUUCUUGCCAGUAUUUAUGAGUAUCUACAAUUUGAUAGUUAUCUGUUGAAUUUUAGGGGAACCAGGGGUCACAGUUUGGGUUCCUGUAAGCUCAAGUUUUAAAGCACAGCUCUUCUGAGAACCUAGGUGGUGUAGUAACUUGUUUUGGAGAGAGAUUUCAGGAGGCUCAGGCCAGUAUACCAGGGGGGCUAGAGCAUUGUUAUAGGAGGCUUUUUGUUGCUAAUGGGCGGGGAGAGGGAAAGAAUCACUUGCUAAAUUUCCACAUUUCAGUCUUGUAAACUGGUUAAUUGUGGAUGUGGUAUGUAUGUGGUAGGUAGAUCUUGGGGAGGAACAGUUUCUUCCAGUUAAGAUUCUGGAGGAGAGCUUCUAUUAUUAGGUUAUAGGUAAAGCCUAGCUAUCUCAUGGAAAUGCUCUUGAAUAGCAUUUCACAAACUGUAUUGUGUAAGAUGCUCUGCAGAAAAACGAUUCCAUUGAGCAAGUUUGGAAAAUGUUACAUGCUACUCUCCUGCUUGAGGAUGACAAUGGACAUAGGCAUUAAAGACUUUGACAAGUCCUUCUGUGGAAAAAAAAAAAAAAGAAAAUCAUUUAACUUCAACCUGCUUUGCCUAAAUUAAUUUAACCAUGUUUUUAAACUUAUUAUCCCCUGGGAAAAAGCAAAUUUGGCAAAUAUGAUUUUAGGAAAAUUUUAGGUCCAGCUUGUCAUAAUUAGGGUACUUAAGAAUACAAUUAAGCUUUCCUUUUCCCUUCUCAGUUGGAGAGAAUCUGGUUCAAAAUCAGAAUAAUUUUAUUUUAACCUGUGGGCAUAUUUAUCUUGAGCGAAUGCUGGACUGAAUAGAAUUUUGUAUGUCUGCAACUUGUUUCAUAGCACCUUGAUCUUUGUAAUCAGGUUGUGUUAUAGUUUGGGAGCAAAAUUGAUUGUUUUUUGUAUUGAUUGGAUAACUGAGGAACCUUAAACAAGAUUACUAAGUAAAAACAUUACUUAGUCUUUACACUAAAACUAGUGACUCAUGCUUAUGGCUCUGUGAGUAAUGAGUCAAUAUCGUUGAUUCUUACUUUCAAAAUGUGUAGUCAGUGAACAUUUUCUAAAUACUUUUAUAUUUGGAUCUAAUCCUUGUCAUCCUUUAACAUAGGAACAAACAAAAUCUCAGAAUACGGAGGGAGGGAGGGAGGCAAACUAUUACAAGUUGGGUAUUUAUUUUGAUCAACAAACUUUUAAGACACUUUUGUAAUCUCUAGUAUUUGCAUUCCUUGAUACUAGCCAUCUAUAAAGAGAAUCCAGGAGCCUAAAUUAAUCAGAAAUAAUAGUAUUUCUAUGUCAGGGAAUUGGCUAUAUGUAGUACAGACAAUUCUCCAAUUUCUGCAAAUAGGUUUUCCAUGACCGUUACAUAAUUCUGGGCUUGUUUCUCUUAUUCCCUGGCCAGUUUGUACUUAGGGAAUACAAAUUGAUUUUUAGUAUUAGAUGAGACAAAAUUGAGAAAAUAAUCAUAGACAACUGUUACAGAUUAUUUGACUAUUUGGAUUUAUCUGUAGCCUCUCUUAAUGUGCAGUAUACUGAGUUAAUAUAAGCACCGUACCUUUUAUUUAUAAAAGUUUGGAAUGUGCCUAUCAUAGACACUGCAUCUUUGUCUAUUCACUGGUUAAUCAUGUAAAUCCUAUUAAUGGUUGUGAAAUCUCAGUAUCUAAUGCUAGACAGGUUCUCAAUUUUGUCUGUUUUUAAAGACCCCCACCUUUUCAGUCUAGCAUUUCUUUAGCUGGUCAUCCUGUCACUCUGUGACUUUUUAAAUAGGAAAUGUAAUUUAUUUUAAUAACAGCUCUCAGAGAUUCUACUUUAUUAAAAAUUCUGGGUGAGGGAUAUGUGCAAUCUGUUGGUAAGUCACAUCCUUAUGUUGGGCCUCAUUUUUGUAGCCUCUAAAAUGAGAGGGACAGAUUAAAAGACCUCUGAGGUACCUUUGAGCUUUAAAGUUCUGUCUUCUCAUAUGAUUUAUGUUAGUGUUCACUUUUUAUAUAUUUAGAGUUUUUAUACUAGUGUGAAUGUUCUAUAUUUGCUGAGGCAUUUUGAAGGUAUAUACUUGAAUAUUUUUCUAAAUACAGCUGCCCUCUGAAAUACAAAUGGCAAAAAUCAUCUAGAAAACCAAACAUGUUAAAACAUCAUGUGCACUUGGCAUAAAGCAAAACAUAUGUUUUAUAGUGAUUUUUAGAUCCAGAGACCCUCCAUAUCUAUUAACUUAUCUGAACAUUACAGUAACCUUGUGAGGUAGCCAUUUUCCAGAUGAGAAAGCAGGACUGGAAAGUUCUUCAUGGCUUUAAUGCCAUACAAGUAUUCAGCGAUGAUCACUGCUCUUCAUAUGCCACCUUCCUUUGGGGAGAACAGUCUGAAUCACUAAAACAUCUGGGUAGUUGAGUAAUAAAAAUAAACACAGAUGUAUUGCUUUCAAGUCUUAGAGGGACAUAAAGUAGUCUUAACUGAAUAUUUCUUAGUUUAAUUAUUUGAACCAGUUGAUUGUACUAAGUAGGUAUAAUUACCUGAAGUAUUUAUGAUUAGCAUAUUGAUUUUUAUAAGUACUUCUAAGUUAUUGAGGGUGCUUAAAAAAUACUGAAGAAACUUUUUAGGACAUGAUUCUUCCUUUAAUUUUAUUUACAUGAUUCUUAUAGCACAAUCUUUUUUAAAAAAGUAAAACUAGCCCCAGCCCCUAUCUUAAAUUAUCAUAGUUUUUGACUAUUAUCUGAAUUAGGCUUAUCUAAAUUUCAUAUACAGACUGAUAAUUUUUUGCUUUGUGUGCAUAUUAGAUGAUAAAACACUAUUUUCAUAGAGUAUGUUUCUAUUCACAAACUACCUAUUAUCAACUUGAUAGAGAUUCUCCCUUAUAAAACUUUGAAAUGUAAUUUAUGUUUGAUGAGCUUAAAAAUUUAUGUAAAUCUUAUUUAAACAAGUUGCUGGGCAUCCUUGCUAGCCUUUCCCACAUAUAAUUAUGAUGCAUUUGAUGCCACUGAACAGUAAUAGCAUAAAGAACAGGACCCACAGUCUAGACUGGAUUGAAUUUUAAUUAAACUUUUUCAGCCAUAACCUGAUAAGAAUCAGGCUGGAUCUAGAAGUUACCAAACUGUGGGCCUGUGUGUAUUGUGUGAGCCACUCGUAGUGUUUACUGCCGGCCUUGCAUAGCAAUGCCUGUUAGCAGCUGUGACUGGGUAUGUGACUUUAGGUAACUCUUGUUUAUAUCUAAAGCAGUUUAGAUUUUUUUGGAAGUAGCUCAUGAUUAUUUGGACAAGCAGGGUAGAUAAAUUUCAGUUACAUUUAAAGUGCAAUUAAUAGGAAAUCCUAGACUAGAGCGCCCUUUCCAGGAAAAAAAGUAUUUGUAGAAUAUCCUAGCAUGAAAACUUUUUUGAAUAUAUGUAGAUUUUUGACAAAGUUCAUACAGUGUGAUUUUUUUUUUAAUUCGGUGUUUGCUACUUUGUGUCGAUUAAAACUUCAAGUAGGAAUAAGAACAUUCUAGGCAAGGAGAAUUGCAUAGUUAAUUUUUUGCUGCUAAUUGAAGCAUGCAUUUUUCACAGCUAAAAGUCCCUUUUAACUAAGUUUUGUUACGAAGGCAGGCCAUUUUUCUAGACAGAUAACAUUUUCCUAAAAUGGAAAAAAGAGACAGAUCCACUGUUCUAAAAAAAACAAAAAAACCUUAGUUGUGCCUUCUUUUCAAUUAUAGGAACAGUUAUAAUAAGUAAAAAAACUUGUUUGAACUGUAUUUUCCUUUUUUAUAAUUCCUCAUUUUUCCUUAGAUCUGCCCUCCACAAACAAUCACAUUGUUUGCUUUGGCCUGUUGUUUCCGGUUCCUUUGGCCAGACCUUACCCUGUUACUGUCAGAAUUGCUCACUGGAUGUGUGUUUCUAUUUCUUCUAUGUCGCUUCACUUCUUAAGUUGCCUUGGUAAAGUUUGGCUGCCUUUACAUGUUUUUAAAAUGAAUGGCAAUCUUUAUAUUUCAACCCUUUAAAAAGUUUAUAAAGGGAAGAAACAAUGCAGAGCAAAGAACAAAAUCUAAUUUGGAAUCUGAUUCUCAGUUUGGCUAUUGUGGCAGCAGCAAGUCACAUAACCUCAUUUAGUUUUCUCAUCUACAAAAUGUGGAUAAUAACCUACCUCACAGAUGUGUGUGAGACACUGUUUGAAGGCCCUUGUUUAAAUACAGGGUUUAUCGUCCUCAUAUUUAAUGUAACUCCCUUCCUUUCUUUUUAAAAUAGGUAUCUUUGAUACUGAUAGGAUGAGUAUCUUGAUUUUAGAUAAGUUUUAUGUGGUAAGAAUAUAGUGGUAAAAAUGUUUAAGACCACAGUUUCACAAAUUAUGGUAUUCUUAUUUUAAGUGACUUUUAAAAUUUCUUGAAAACAUCGAAUAUUCAAAUACCAAAUUUGUCUUUUAUUUCAACAAAUAUUCAGAACUUCCUAAAAUGUUGGCUGAAGCUGCCUUAAUGUAUCAAAAUACAGCUUUUUCUCAAGACUAUUCACAAAUAUCGAUGGUUGUACAAUGUUUUGAGUGUUUAUUGUAAAUUGUUAUAAAACUGUGAACUCUAAGCAUAGUAAUCUUAAUAUUGUUUUAGGAAGAAUGCUUGUGUUCUUUAUCAUGUAUGCUU